AGAAGUCAACCUUGGUCUCCGGUCUCCUCUAGCUAAACGUUAGCUGCCACCAUGGAAGAUCCAAAAAAGAAAGAAAACAAGCCUUCAGAAAAGGCGACAGACAAGGAUAAAGAAAAGGAAAAGGGACAACAGUCCUCUGGGAAAGACAAAGAUAAGAAAGAGGAACAGGAAUUGUCAGAGGAAGACAAGCAGCUCCAGGAAGACCUGGAGAUGAUGGUGGAGAGGCUGAGUGAGAAGAACACGGCCUUGUAUCGUCCAGCUUUAGAAGAACUGCGUAGACAGAUCCGCUCGUCCACCACCUCCAUGACCUCCGUCCCAAAGCCCCUGAAGUUCCUGCGCCCGCACUACGCCAAGCUGAAGGAAAUCUAUGAAGGCAUGGCCCCCGGAGAGAACAAGCGUUUCUGUGCGGACGUGGUGUCGGUGUUGGCCAUGACCAUGAGCAACGAACGCGAGUGCCUGAAGUACCGCCUGGUGAGCUCCCAGGAGGAGCUGGCCUCCUGGGGUCAUGAGUACGUCAGGCACCUGGCAGGUGAGGUGGCCAAAGAGUGGCAGGAGGUGGAGGAGAACGACAAGAGCCAGCAGCAGACUCUGCUGAAGCUGGUGGAGGAGAUCGUUCCGUACAACAUGGCGCACAACGCAGAGCACGAGGCGUGCGACCUUCUGAUGGAGAUCGAGAGGCUGGACAUGCUGGAGGACUACAUUGACGAGAACGCCUACGGGAAGGUCUGCCUGUACCUCACCAGCUGUGUGAGCUACGUUCCUGAGCCGGAGAACUCUGCGCUGCUCAGGUGUGCCCUGAACAUCUUCAGGAAGUUCAGCCGCUACCCAGAGGCCCUGCGUCUGGCCCUCAUGCUCAACGACAUGGAGCUGGUGGAGGACAUCUUCACGUCCUGCAAAGACAUAGUCAUCCAGAAGCAGAUGGCCUUCAUGUUGGGCCGCCACGGCGUCUUUUUAGAGCUGAACGAAGACGUGGAGGACUGUGAAGACCUGACGGAGAUCAUGUCCAACGUUCAGCUCAACAGCAACUUCUUGGCCCUGGCCAGAGAGCUGGACAUCAUGGAGCCCAAAGUGCCAGAUGACAUCUACAAAACCCACCUGGAGAACAACAGGUUUGGUGGCAGCGGCUCCCAGGUGGACUCCGCUCGGAUGAACCUGGCCUCCUCCUUUGUGAACGGCUUUGUGAACGCCGCCUUCGGACAAGACAAGCUGCUCACAGACGACGGCAACAAGUGGCUGUACAAGAACAAGGAUCACGGCAUGCUGAGUGCGGCUGCUUCUCUGGGGAUGAUCCUGCUGUGGGACGUGGACGGCGGCCUGACUCAGAUCGAUAAAUACCUCUACUCCUCUGAGGACUACAUCAAGUCCGGUGCCCUGCUGGCCUGCGGCAUAGUGAACUCAGGGGUAAGGAACGAGUGUGACCCGGCGCUGGCUCUGCUCUCUGACUACGUUCUCCACAACAGCAACGUCAUGAGGAUAGGCGCCAUCUUUGGGCUGGGUCUGGCCUACGCCGGCUCCAACAGAGAAGAUGUCCUCUCUCUGCUGCUUCCUGUGAUGGGCGACUCCAAGUCCAGCAUGGAGGUGGUUGGAGUGACGGCGCUGGCGUGCGGCAUGAUUGCUGUGGGCUCGUGUAACGGAGAUGUGACCUCCACCAUCGUCCAGACCAUCAUGGAGAAGAACGAGCAGGAGCUGAAGGACACGUACGCCCGCUGGCUGCCUCUGGGGCUGGGCCUCAACCACCUCGGGAAAGGCGAGGCUAUAGAGACCACCCUGGCGGCUCUGCAGGUUGUUCCUGAACCUUUCCGCAGCUUCGCCAACACCUUGGUGGACAUCUGCGGUUAUGCAGGUUCUGGGAACGUCCUGAAAGUCCAGCAGCUUCUCCACAUCUGCAGCGAGCAUUACGAAGCCAAGGACAAAGACAAGGAGGAGGACAAGGACAAGAAGGAGAAGAAGGACAAGGACAAGAAGGACACGGCUGACAUGGGCUCUCACCAGGGCGUGGCUGUCCUGGGCAUCGCCCUGAUCGCCAUGGGGGAGGAGAUUGGUUCUGAAAUGGCUCUGCGGACAUUUGGACACCUGCUGCGUUACGGCGAGCCCACGCUGCGGAGGGCCGUCCCGCUGGCCCUCGCCCUCAUCUCCGUGUCCAACCCCCGGCUCAACAUCCUGGACACCCUCAGCAAGUUCUCCCACGACGCUGACCCGGAGGUCGCCCAUAACUCCAUCUUCGCCAUGGGCAUGGUGGGCAGUGGCACAAACAACGCCCGCCUGGCGGCCAUGCUGCGGCAGCUGGCCCAGUACCACGCCAAAGACCCCAACAACCUGUUCAUGGUGCGCCUGGCGCAGGGUCUGACUCACCUGGGCAAAGGGACGCUCACGCUGUGCCCCUACCACAGCGACCGGCAGCUGAUGAGCCAGGUGGCCGUGGCGGGCCUGCUCACCGUGCUCGUCUCCUUCCUGGACGUCAAGAACAUCAUCCUGGGAAAGUCUCACUACAUCCUGUACGGCCUGGUGGCGGCCAUGCAGCCCCGCAUGCUCGUCACAUUCGAUGAGGAGCUGCGACCGCUGCCCGUCUCAGUCAGAGUUGGACAGGCCGUGGACGUCGUCGGCCAAGCAGGGAAGCCGAAGGCCAUCACGGGUUUCCAGACUCACACCACGCCUGUGCUGCUGGCUCAUGGCGAGAGGGCGGAGCUAGCCACAGAGGAGUACCUCCCCGUCACGCCAAUCCUGGAGGGCUUCGUUAUCCUCCGCAAGAACCCCAACUACGAAACCUAGAGGGCCCCGGGCCCCUGGCUGUCAUGGUCUAUGGUCUGUGGCCUGAAUCGUUAACGUUGGAUGGAUGGAGCGCUGCUAGGAGCAGAACUGGGACCCCCUCCUUCCUACCCGGAUGGUUCUACCUGAGCCAGCUCUUUGACUCUUGGACCAGUUCAGUAAUAUAGAGCCUGUCUGCCACUCCUCUGUAUCGUCUUCAUUCAUUGGUCACUGAUUAAUGCUGAGUCAUCCUCGGCGUUCUGUGGCUGCAGCAUUGAAACUUGUCCUGCUUUUCUUCCUUUAGGUUUUUGUUACUGUGUUGUAAAAGUUUGAGUUCAAAUAAAAGGAUGAGUUUGGUUGAGAUUA
This is a messenger RNA of Cyprinodon variegatus (sheepshead minnow), 3111 nucleotides long. It is a transcript of the gene psmd2, whose product is annotated as proteasome 26S subunit, non-ATPase 2. The transcript has 21 exons. Gene Ontology annotation, biological process: proteasome-mediated ubiquitin-dependent protein catabolic process; regulation of protein catabolic process. Bases 52 to 2769 code for a protein of 905 amino acids. Gene Ontology annotation, cellular component: proteasome regulatory particle, base subcomplex; proteasome storage granule; nucleus. Gene Ontology annotation, molecular function: enzyme regulator activity. The record is from RefSeq and is a predicted model, not a curated record. Lineage: Eukaryota; Metazoa; Chordata; Actinopteri; Cyprinodontiformes; Cyprinodontidae.